AUGGACAUGGACAUGAGCCCUCUAAGGCCCCAGACCUAUCUUUUCACUGUGGGGGAAGAUGCAGAGUCAGAAUAUGAAGAGGAAGAGGUUGUGAAAUUCCUUAGCAAUCUGGAAAGUGUUCUAACCUUGGAAAAAGCAAAACUUGGUGCUGGUGAAAAUGAUGACAAAGAUGAUAAAGAUGAUGAGGGAGAAGAAGAAGAAAAAGAAGAAGAAGGGGGAGGGGGAGCGGGAAGGGGAAGAGGAGGAGGAGGAGGAGGAACAGGAGAUGAUGAACAUGAUAAUGAGGAGGAAGCUGAAGAAAAAGCUCCAGUAAAAAAAUCAAGAUCAAAAUGUCCCCAAUCCUUCAAAGAACAGGAAAAAACUCUUAAAACGCCCAAAGGACCUAGUUCUGUAGAGGACAUUAAAGCAAAAAUGCAAGUAAGUAGAGAAAAAGGUGGUUUUCUUACCAGAGUAGAAGCCAGGUUCAUCACUUAUGUGAAGAAUUGUUUCCAGAUGACUGACCAGGAGGUUAUUCAAGAUCUCUAG
Messenger RNA from Leptonychotes weddellii (Weddell seal), 525 nucleotides. NCBI's taxonomy places the organism in Eukaryota, Metazoa, Chordata, Mammalia, Carnivora, Phocidae. The record is from RefSeq and is a predicted model, not a curated record.